UCAUCUGGAGUAUCUAGAACGUAUUGAUCGCGGCUAAGCAGCUGUACUCUCGGGCUGACAGUAACGUUAGGGCGACCGUACGGAAAACACACGUGUACGCGUUCUCGCGACGGAAACGUCGUUGUCGUCGGUGCUAUCGUCAUUCUGCUAGCUACGGGGAAACUCGAGGGAAAGUGCAAAGCCCCUUGUCUCGGAUCGAUCCAAGCGAUUUCCAAGUACUGUUGCGGUCAAUAAAAAUGGAAAAAAGCGGAACGGAACAGGUCGUGUCGCUGAUUCGUUGAAACGCGAUUUUUCCUUCCUAUGCUUCUCGGGUAAACAGAUGGUUUAAUAUUCGAAAGGUUGGUUCGUGGUUCCACGCGUUGUCGUGUUUUGUACGGUGUUACCGAGAAAGAUUCAACGAAGAUGCGGUUCAGUGACAGUGAAUCUUUGGAAUUUUUAUGUUUCGGUGUUUUCAAGGUUCCGCCCCUUUUUCCUAACAGUUUUUUAACAAAAAUGUAGUUUAUAUUUACAAUUAUAAUGCGAACGCAUGUAGGUACAUCGCGAUUUUAGAACGACGAUCCGUUGAAUUUUCAGUAUCCGUUUUCGUCUCGGUGCUUGUGCAAAUUUUGCGAACGUUUUAAUAAGAAUCUGUUUCGCAGACAGGCAAAUGAUUUUAUUUGCGCCGAAAAUACAGAUCACAAAAGACAUAUUUAUAUCGGUAUAAUUAUUGUAUAAAACGAAGAAAACGAUUUAGAAAGUAGAAUAAAAAUAAUUGAAACGAUGAUGAUCAUUCCAAACGAAUGCUGUUAUCUCGUGUAAUAAAGAUGUCGAGCAAAACUUUCCCAGAUCCGAAUAACAGUGGUACGUAACACACGUAUUUGUACAAUACAUGUAUAUUUCCGUGGAAUCGUGGAAUGACAACUAUAAAUGUAAAUAACUGUUUCAAAGUUUGAUAUAACGUGGAAUAGUCGAUCGAAAUGUUUGGCCUUAAAAGCAAACGUAAUUUAUUCGACGCUUAUCUUUUCAAAAUGGAAGGGGAAAUACCAAACGCUUCUUCGUCUAUCCGUGGAAGAUAUAGUUUUAUAUAACGCUGAUAUUAUAUUCUUGGGUCUGAUGAUAGAACAGCAAUUUGUAUUCGUUUGUACUCAUCUACUCACUCACAAAGACGAGAUGCUGGAGUGCGAGACCGGAUCGCUGUUAGGCCGAGUCGCGGACCUCGAGAGGCAAUCCUUGGCGCAGAGGGACGAGAUAGUUUGUCUUCGAGCUACUCUGGCGGAUGCGCUGAGGCGAAUUGCCCAGCUGGAAGGACGCGAGAAAAGAGAGGAUGAGAGAAACGAGAGGAGAAACGAAAGAAUAGUGUCCUCGCCCUUAAGGAACGGUCAUGUAUCGCUUAGAAGUAAUCAAAAUUCAACACCCCAGAAAGACAUACGUUUACGACAAACUGGCAGCUCUUGUCUGAGGAAUUCGUCUUCGUCAGGAUCUUCCCAGGAUAUCCGAGACUCGAUCUCCAGUCCACGGAGACCGGUCAGUUACACGCACUCGUCGCAACUUCCACAACGAAGGUCAGUUCAUUACCAAUCAACGGGUUCGUUACACUCGGACAGUCCCAGUAGUAGUAGCGUUUCCCCGGUGCCAUCGCCGAGUCCUAGAGCCACGCCACUGCCAGUAGCCAGAUCGCCGACAGCGAGAUCGAACGGGCCACCGCAAAGCAGUUUAAGAAGGGCGAAACGGUGGUCGUCGACAGGGGACUUUACGCAUUCCCCGCAAAAUCAGGGAAGCAAUUCGCAACUUGUGAGUAACAGAUUCUCAGCCUCCACCAAGUCUCUGUUCAACCUCUUCAAGCCACCGGCGCUGAACAACGUGAAACACGGUACCAGAGACAUGCAGUACAACGAGGAGGAAAGCACCGUCCGCAUGUACCUGCGGGGUCGGCCCGUCGUCCUUUACGUCCCGACGCCUUUGAUGGAGCUGUACGACCUUCACAAAGUCAGCACACCGCCCCAGAGUAAACUAAAACUCGACUGGGUGUACGGUUACCGAGGCAGAGACUGUCGAAGUAAUCUGCAUCUACUGCCAACCGGGGAAAUCGUGUAUUUCGUCGCGGCCGUAGUGGUCUUGUACAACAUGGAAGAGCAUAGCCAGAGGCACUACUUGGGUCAUACGGACGAUAUCAAGUGCAUAGCGAUCCACCCAAACAAGCUCGUGGUCGCCACUGGUCAAGUGUGCGGAACCGACAGACGAGAUGCUAUGCCUCACAUAAGGAUAUGGAACUCGGUCAGUUUGACCACUCUUUGUGUGAUUGGUAACGGCGAGUUCGAUGGCUCGAUUUGUUGUCUCUCGUUCUCGAAGGCAGACGGUGGAAAUUACCUGUGCGCUAUCGACGAGACUUCUGAUCACAACAUUUCGAUCUGGGAUUGGCAGAAAGGAGAACGAGGUACCAAAGUGACUGAAACGAAGUGCUCGGUGGACACGGUGGUAUGCGCCGAAUGGCAUCCGCUGGAACGGAACCAGAUCGUGUCCUGCGGGAAGGGACACGUGUCCUUCUGGUCCCUUGAUAACGGUGGCAUGCUGUACAAACGGAUGGGCAUUUUCGAGAGCAGAGAAAAACCAAGAUACGUUACCUGUGUGGCUUUUAAUCAGAGCGGUGAUGUUCUUACUGGCGAUAGCAACGGUAACAUCAUCGUUUGGGGCAGGGGAACAAACACGAUUUCGAAGAUAGCGAGGAACAUUCACGAAGGAUCUAUUUUCUCGAUUUGCGUUUUGAAAGACGGUUUUAUCGUCACCGGAGGCGGCAAAGAUGGCAAAAUAUUGUAUUUUGACGAAUCGUUAAACCUGACGGGGGAAGAAGCACAAAUCGAGGAUCAUUUUGGCGGGAUUCGAACGCUCGCAGAAGGCAGAGGUUCACAGUUGCUGAUUGGAACAACCAGGAAUUGCAUUUUAGUCGGCGACGUGGGAAUGGGAUUUAGUCCGGCGAUGUUGGGACACGCCGAAGAAGUUUGGGGACUCGCAGCUCAUCCGACUUUACCGCAGUUUGCAACAGCAGGCCACGAUAGGUUGUUGCAAAUGUGGGAUAGUCUCAGUCACACUGUGGUCUGGAGCAAAGAUAUCGGGGAGCAAGCGCAGAGCAUCGGGUUCACACCAGACGGUAAUGUUAUGGUGGUCGGAUGCACUUCCGGAAAAUGGUUAGCGAUCGACAGUGAAACUCGAGAAUUAUAUACUCAUCACAGCGAUGGGUCUGAACCUAUUCAGGUCGUUAGAUUUUCACCGGAUGGAACGCUAUUAGCUCUGGGUUCCAGAGACAACUAUAUUUAUGUUUAUCAGGUAAACGAAGAUGCGGUCAAAUAUAGUCGAGUUGGACGAUGUAUGGGACAUUCGAGUUUCAUAACUCAUUUGGACUGGUCAAUGGACGGGCAAUAUCUACGUAGCAACAGCGGAGACUAUGAACUGCUAUAUUGGAAUCCCGGAGUCUGUCGUCAGAUCCCACAACCAUCGAUGAUGAGGGACAUGGACUGGGCGAGUCACACCUGUGUAAUAUCCUUCGAAACGAUUGGGAUAUGGCCGGAAGGAGCCGAUGGCACAGACGUAAAUAAUUGUACCCGUAGCGGUGAUUCCAAGUUGCUCGCAACCGGCGACGACUUCGGAAAAGUCAAGUUGUUCUCUUAUCCCGCUUGUCAACCGAAGUCGCUGUGUCAUGCGUACGGUGGUCAUUCGAGUCACGUUACGAACGUAUCGUUCCUUCAAGACGAUACGCGACUGAUUUCCACUGGCGGAAGUGACACGAGCGUUCUUCAAUGGAUCGUAAAUUACUAACUCUGUUAACUACCAAUCGAGUCGAGUGGAAAAUAGACAAACAGUGAAAGUACGAAGCACCAUAGAAUAGCAUUCGGCGUAACCUGCCGAAUUUAGUCCAGGACCACUCGGUCUAUUCUCGUUGCUAAAUGAAAGAGGAGUGGAAGGAAACAAGCGGCGUCGGUCGCGACCGCGGAAAGGAAAAGUCCUGGUUUCAAGAAAAGGGAACAGAACAAAUGCUGCGUACAGUUAAAUAAUUUUACUCUUUAAGUGUCCUUCACGAAUCAAUGACUGAAAGUCAUGACGCUAAUUUCUUAUUAUUGUUAGUCACGAACGAUCUUGAUCCGUAAUUUUGCGCUGCGAAAACAAGACGACGUGAAAAUAUUAGUGAAAUCUUGUCAGCCAAUGUGGCGAACGAUAUAAUAGGCUAUACUUGGUCAAUUAGUAUGUAAUAACGUAACAAAGUGUCUUUUUCAUAUUUCAUGUAUUUACAACUAUUUUUCGAACACCGAAGCGCCGCCGACUUUACAAAUUUAUGCGAGUGUUGUUCGUCUAGUAAUCGCUGACGAAACGCACCGUGAUCUUUUCCACGUAAACACAAAAAUUGCACAGUUCGUACAUAAGUAGAUAUAUACUUUCCUAUAAUUAGUAGCGAUAAAAUGAAGUUGAGUGACUUUCAACCGAUUUGAUAGGAAACGUCGACAUUCCAAUUGCUCGUGCCCGUAAAAAGGUAGGAUUAUCGUUAUCCUCUAGCCUGUACAGCCACGUAAAUUCUAUUUCUUCUGAACGUUAGCUAUCAACAAUGUGUUUAUUUUUCGCGAAUAGAUCGUUAUCGAUCUUAGUUGCUGUAAGCUUAUUUCGUGGCUUUAAGCAAUUUUAAAUAGCGAGAGCCAAAAUAGAUCGAGCGAAGAGUAUGCAAUUUGGGGGGGGGGGGGGGGGGGGAGAAGAGCGAAAGAAAUUGCAAGACAAUGGGAUAACCGAAUUAACCAAUUGGUUAAAUUGUUAAAAUUAUUGAAAUUGUUCUAUUUCGUCGGAAAAUCGUGGUACACGCGUGGUGUAUUUAUGUUUGGUCUGCUACUAAUUUUUCUUUUCCUUUUCCAGAAAUACGAUAUUUCUGUAACGCAGGCUUCUUUUGUAAUGCUUCUGAAAAUAUGAAUAAAAACGUGGACGAAGAACGUCUUGAAUUUUAUCGAA
Messenger RNA from Bombus pyrosoma, 4962 nucleotides. Its product is annotated as echinoderm microtubule-associated protein-like 2. Bases 1093 to 3789 code for a protein of 898 amino acids. The record is from RefSeq and is a predicted model, not a curated record. Gene Ontology annotation, cellular component: mitotic spindle. The transcript is spliced from 18 exons. Gene Ontology annotation, biological process: microtubule cytoskeleton organization. Gene Ontology annotation, molecular function: microtubule binding. NCBI's taxonomy places the organism in Eukaryota, Metazoa, Arthropoda, Insecta, Hymenoptera, Apidae.